AUAGAGUUUUCAUAAAAUCCAAAAACUUCAAAGUGAAAGAGUUUUAAUACAAUGUUAACUAUGCGGAGUCCAAAGCAGUUACUAAAAGGUUUUCUUGUUCUUACAGCUCUUUCAUUGUUUUACAAUGAGUUCUUCAUCUACUAUGUUACUCUCUAUUCCUGCAGUUAUCCUGGGAAAGCUGGUGAAAAAGAAGAAACCCUAAAUGCGCUAAUCCUUGCAGAUACACAUCUACUUGGUUCUCGGAAUGGACACUGGUUUGAUAAGCUCCGAAGGGAAUGGCAGAUGCAUAGAACAUUCCAGACGGCAAUGUCGUAUUUCAGACCGGAAGCUGUUUUUUUCUUGGGAGAUAUAUUUGACGAAGGAAAAUGGUGUCCACCGGAAGAAUUCAAAAAAUAUCGACAGAGGUUUGAUGAUUUGUUUUAUACUGGGGCUGAUACAAAAGUAUAUGUUGUCGCUGGCAACCAUGAUAUAGGCUUUCACUACAGUAUAACUCCUUACCUGGAUAAACGGUUUAAAGAUGCGUUCAAGACGCGAAGUGUCCAACAGAUAAAAUUGAAAGGAGUUGAUUUUGUUCUGAUUAACAGCAUGGCAUUUGAAAAUGAUGGUUGCUUCCUGUGCAAAGAUGCUGAAAAACUCCUUGAAAAAAUUAGUUCGAAUCUGAGUUGUACAGAAGAUGAGUGUCCUGGACCAGUUCUCAUGUCUCAUUUCCCGUUGUACAGAGAGUCGGAUGAACUAUGUGAUGAGUUAGACUCAGCACCAGGAAUUGACAAGAUGGAGAAGUUCAGAGAAAGAUGGGAGUGCAUCAGUAAUUCAUCUUCUAAUCUUAUUAAACAGAAACUUAAGCCUAGAAUAGCUUUCACAGGUCACACACACCAUGGCUGUAGGACAGAUCAUGAUAGUUUUAUUGAAUGGACUGUUUCAUCCUUUAGCUGGAGAAACAAACAAAAUCCAGCUUUCUUACUCGCAAGGUUUUCUGCUGGCUCUAAAUCUGUAUCUAAAUGUAUGAUGCCGGAGGAAACUACCGUGUACUACAUGUACAUAGGCUUUGCAACCAUUCUACUAUUGUACUGCAUUAAACUCAGAUAUAAUUAGAGAAGGUUGUACACUGUACAAUUUACUGUGUACAGUGUACAUCACAAGGAAUCAAUAUUUGCAUUGUGCAUCCUUUAAUGUAAAAAUCCUAAUUUUGUAAAUUUUUGUAUUUCACUUUCUAUGAAGUUUUCAAAUGUUUUGUACAUGUCUAGGACUACAAAAAGAGUAAGUGAGAAGAUUGAAAAUUGCUCUACAAUGUUCAUAGCUCUUUAGAACUCUUUUAUAUGUUUCUAAUAUCAUUAUAUACAAUUUACAUCACGUUCACAUGUACAAUUUUUAUAAAGUACACCUUAUUAUAUUUCCAUUUUCUUUUUCU
Eurytemora carolleeae is the source of this 1408-nucleotide messenger RNA. It is a transcript of the gene PGAP5, whose product is annotated as metallophosphoesterase 1-like. NCBI's taxonomy places the organism in Eukaryota, Metazoa, Arthropoda, Copepoda, Calanoida, Temoridae. Gene Ontology annotation, biological process: GPI anchor biosynthetic process. The record is from RefSeq and is a predicted model, not a curated record. The coding region runs from base 52 to 1092 and encodes 346 amino acids. The transcript has 11 exons. Gene Ontology annotation, molecular function: hydrolase activity.